CGCUGCAGAUCCAUCUAGGCUACGGUUUUCUUUACUACGUAGCAAAUGGGUUGAAGAGUGGAGACGGGGCGUAAUCAUUUUGUAUCAUAGAGUUUUCUUGUAUUUCAACGGCUUUCUGGCAUCAAUAUGGCUCUAUGGCUAGAUGGCUAUUAUGCUUUGUUCUCGUGGUUGGAUCGAAAGCGGUCUCGGAACAACUGAGCUCAGACCGCGUCCUUCAAACGAUCUCCUUUUCCCCAAGUUCCCAGGCCUCUUCCGCACACCAAUGCAACCAAUCCUCCUCGUCAACAACGCUCUGCUCCCACAUUGGGCCAUCACGAACGACUCGGCCAUCCGUGGCAUGUUCCGCUGUCAAGGUAGUUCAUCUGAAGAUCCAUCUUCAUUCUCGCGAUGUCUUCAACACGGUGUUUCCCACACAACCUACCGUAGACGUCACAAUCUCUCGGAACUUGCCAGCCGAUAUCACAUGCCCUAAUUCAUCCCUAGCGGUUCUCUGCGUCGAUGCCUCAUCCGCCGACCUCGAAUCGCGUGAGUUUGUGGAUGCUUUGCAAGACAGAGUCACUCGAAGCACUUACAAAUUCGCCCACGUCCAUCUCCUCAUCUGGCUGCGCGAACGGGACCCAUCACCCUUCCUCCAGCUGCAAAUUCUCCUGUUGGGAACAAGCGGGAUCCAGAUGCAUCCGGUACACUCGACUGCGGAGGUGCGGGAUGUGGUGAUGAAGAUUGCGUGGUUGGCGAGUCAGGAGGCUGCGGGGGUUGUGCAGGGGAAGAUUACUCAGAUGAUGGAGGAGCUCCCGCAAGUGAACAUAACUUCCCAAGGCGCCUGGUUGCCGCUCAUCACGCUCAUGUCCGGCACAGCUACACGGUUGAAACCUCAUGACUGCUUCGUAAUCCAAGAAGGCGCUCAAACCUUCGCCAACAUCGCCCGAGCGAGCGUUGCGCAGUUGCGGGAUUUCUCGCUGGAUAAGGGCACCGCGAUUGCUGUGCGGGCGUUCUUUGAGGAGGAGACUGUCAUUUGAGACGUGCAGCAAACCUAUGAAGUGUGCGGUGGAGAGCAGCGUUGAGUAGUAUGGUAGCCUGUGAUACGUAUAUAAGUGGGUGGAUUUGCGAUGUCUUGUGCUGUGCGGUAUGAUAGGCAUUUGGAUCUAUCG
Messenger RNA from Fimicolochytrium jonesii, 1148 nucleotides. RefSeq lists its product as uncharacterized. Bases 135 to 1016 code for a protein of 293 amino acids. The transcript has 5 exons. Lineage: Eukaryota; Fungi; Chytridiomycota; Chytridiomycetes; Spizellomycetales; Powellomycetaceae. The record is from RefSeq and is a predicted model, not a curated record.